Papilio xuthus (Asian swallowtail) is the source of this 4904-nucleotide messenger RNA. RefSeq lists its product as uncharacterized. The record is from RefSeq and is a predicted model, not a curated record. The coding region runs from base 1 to 4464 and encodes 1487 amino acids. Gene Ontology annotation, molecular function: calcium-dependent cysteine-type endopeptidase activity. Lineage: Eukaryota; Metazoa; Arthropoda; Insecta; Lepidoptera; Papilionidae. The transcript has 28 exons. Gene Ontology annotation, biological process: proteolysis.
AUGAAAAAAACUGAUGUCACUAAGAGUGUAUUGGACAUACACUCCAGUCCGACUGAUUGUCCUUUUAGGGAAUUCCGGGAUAGCGAACUUUCGGUGGAUUCAUGGGGACUGGGUCCACUGGAUUAUAAAUCUACCUUACGACUGGCCAAAGGAGUUUCGAGGACCCAUACCGAGCACAUGUGGGUGGACUCGCAGAUCCAACCACUCCCAAGAUCGGUGAUGAAACGCAUGCACGGCUGGGUUAGGGCCGAAGACUUGGCGCAGACUCUGUGGGAAGCAGAAGUUUCAAUCUUUGAUGAUAACAACGGUGGGUCGAUGUCCAUAUCAGAUAUCCAAUUUGCUUACUACCCAGUGCUGCAGAUGUCUUCGUUCUGCAGAAAAGUCCUAUCCUAUUGUUACAUACUGGAGAGAGCAGAGGAUUUUACUGCUAUUGGUGAAAAUCUGAUCCUUGUGCUGCAGGUGGAACAUCAGUGGGAGAACUUCGUAUUUAGCCUACCACCAGAAGGUUGGCGAGCACGAUAUCACAUUUACUCUCCAGGCUUGAAAUAUGGCGGUGGACAGCAACACAGACCCACGUUAUCCAAAAACGGAUGCUACCUCGUCAGACUAUACUACAUCGGUGCUUGGCGCUGUGUGUGGGUGAGCGACCAGAUUCCAGUCGAUGCGACGGAUUGCCCGUUGCUCCCGUUUGCACCUUUCUUCAGUCAAAACGCGAAACAGUCAUCUCAAGCUAAACCACCAAUUCCUUUUAUGUCCAACCCUACUGUUCUCUUGUGGCCUCUAUUGUUAUGCAAGGCCCUGUUAAAACUGGCUGCUCCUAGCAUGGAAGAUGUGGAUUCUCCUUUCACUGAGGAUCAAGUGCUCGAAGAAUUUGACAUCCUACAUGCACUCACUGGGGCUUUGAAUUUAACUUACAACUAUGAUGAUGCUGACCGACUAUGGAAACUGAUAACUUCAGAAGUACCACUAUUUUCAUGGGAUGAUGAUGAUGAUACUCUAGCAAGCACUAUCAGGCCUAAAACAAAGAAGUCUAAUGUAAAGGAAACUGCAGUUUUUAGGCAUAGGUCAAUUACAUCAAUUUUCAUUAAAGACACGAGAGAAUUGCCCCCAUACUAUUUACCUGGUAUAACACCAGCAUUUGAGAUGAGUCUACUCGUGACUAUGGCAAGAGACUUGCCGAUAAAGAAACCUUUACCUGAGCCAGAAGUUGCUCCAUGGAAACACUAUAGAUGGGUGGAUUGGGCUCGGAGUCAUGGUUUGUACGAAGCUUAUGAUUGUCCUAGAACGAAAUUUGUUAAAUUAAAUGGCUUAUUAAAAUUAUCACAGGCUCCUCAUUUGCUGGAUGUUCAGAGUACUGAUUCGAUAACAUUUGGUUUCCGAGAAGAGCAAGCUCGAACCAACCCUGCGGUCAGGAAGGCUGGUAAAGAAGGUACCCGAUCAGUUACGAAUCAAACGAUGUCUCCACAGCUCAAAGAAGAAUUGCGCGAAUGGGUUAAAUUUGAUACGAUAAUGAACGUCUUGAGGAACAUAAGUAUCCUAUGCUAUCCAUCGAUGUUUCAACUUAGUUCUAUAGCCAGCAACCCUUCGAUCCGUAUUACGAAGGCGCCUCCAAACAAGCAGCUUGAUAUCCCUGCUUCUAAAACAUCACCGUUAUAUCUUCAAAUAGACGGACCUGAAGAAAAUAUAUUAAAAAUAUCUUGCGGUAUGCUUCAUCCACGAGUGUUUCUUCAUGCUGGUCUACCAAUAGAUUGCUACGUAGAACCUGGUUAUGUGCUGAUAGAGAAGUUUAAGUGGUUCGAAGACUAUGAACUGCCAAAACCAAAAGCUUAUUUACAAACUCGAGGCUAUGAUGCAACGGAAGUAUCGUUCGAGCAAGGGAGACAUUUUUGUAGAUUAUGGAUUCAUUCGAGAGUUCCAUGGCAUGUGAUGACACUGAGUGAAUCUUCAAUAUGUGUGGGCACUCGUGACGUUAUCCAAGCGGCCGCAGUGCGUGAGUGUCCGUGGGCGGCGCGGUUUCUGAGCGCCCUUGGCUUAGCCUUUCAGAAUUUUGUUCGAAUAAGUAAAUCUGCUACAAUUGUAAAUACGUCCGAUAAGGACUUUUACAGAUCCUACCAACCUGACUUGGAUUGGAACCCUCAAGAAGUUGGUUAUGACAAAAGUCUACUACAUUGGAUGUUCCGUCAGGCGUUACAAUCGAUAUUGAAGAAAAAACUUGCACCAUACGAAUAUCGUUUAGUUUGUAUAUUUCUUCAACGUUAUCUGAAAGAUCCUGAUUUUGGAUUAUCCAGGAAUAUAACAUCUUAUGUGUCCACUACUCAUUGGCUGGCCAAUGACCCGUGCGACUGUAUGCCUGAAGCUGAAGAAUUAGAACUUUAUAGAUUUCAAUAUACUGAAAUUACACCUGAAGAUAUAGUAACUGAAUCGUUUAGACAAACCAUCUGCGAAACGGCUGAAGAGACUUUAUCGUGUGGCCAUCUGAAAUCCAUUAGAGAUAUGAAAAUAAGGCGGCAUGAAGCGGCGAAAAAGAUACAAGCGCUUUGGAGAGGAUUUAGGACGAGGAAAAUUAUUGAGGCUCGUGAAACUGUAACGCCAGAGAUCAUGAAAUAUCUAAUGGAUAAUGCAUUUGGUAAUCUUGAAGCUUUAUCAGGAUUGAUGAAUGAAUUCUUUAUUAUGUUCCCUGGUACCAAAAACGCGUACUCUGUAGCCUCUGCACUAGCCGGGACAUAUGGCUUGAAGCAACACACUGGCUCCACUCAUGUUUCCCCGCAAUGUGUUUGGAUUCCUUACUUCCAAGUCGUGUUCUACUGUCACGGUCCUGUUAAAGUCCAUCUCGAUCUCCAAAGUGUGGUCGGAACUAUUAAAAUUAAUAAUAUCAUAGAAGUUUAUAAUAACGACACAAAAACACUACUACCACAAGCGUAUAAUACACAUUUCACUUAUAAUUUUAAUCCAAAUAAUAAUGGGUAUACUAUUAUCGGCCAUGGAUCUUUGAAACAACCACUUAACAUCAACACCGAGGCCCAUUGGCAAUUGAACGUAAUGUCCAACAUUGCUAAUAUCUUUCACGUGUGCGAUAACGAUGUCGAUGGCUGCAAGGAUCAAUCUGUACCCUCGGCUACAAAGGUCCAUAUAGAGGAAAUAUAUCUUCCGAACCAAAGGAACAUUUUAGGUGGACUGCAAAUUUCUGUACACAAACAAGAAACGAUUUGUUUUAGGGCAUCAUCUACAACUCCAGAUCUAGAAAUGGUAGCAAUACUAAAAACGAGGAAUCGUAGUGGUGUUAUAGAAGAAGUGGCGAGAUACACUGGCAGAGGAGAGUUGUACUGGCCGUACAUCACAUUGCAAGGAGAACCAAAACCAACGCAUAAAACUAUCUUAAUUUCAAAUGCGUCUCCUGGUGAUUCAAGUAUGCGUGCCACACGAAGUGUUAGAGGCAGUAAACCUACAACUGCAACACUGAAGCAUAGAUCUACUUUUAAGAUAAGAGACACCAGUCUAGUACGGGAUAUAAAGACUUAUAUAAUAGAAGUCCGAGCACCAAAAGGAUGGCCACUAACAAUACCACAAUGGAGAAGGGUCAUAGAAAUUCAAAGUCAAUCCGGUUACAAAGACAUGCAUAGAAAAACAUUGAGAGAAAAGCAAUCAUUUCAAUCAAGUCUAAAGGAGAAGCUUGACAGUCCGAGGGUAAACGAUCCGCUACCCGGCGAUGCGUACAUUGACAUGGAGUGCUCACUGACUGUAGAAUCCGGGGCGACUGCUCGUCGUGACGAUACAAGAGACCUGGAGUUUAUUGCUGCAGCGAGAUCCUGGGAUGCCAAAGAUCCUGGCAGAAAUUCUAGAGGCGCAAAGAUUAGAAAAGAAUUUCGUGAGGAAUACAUAGAUAUGCCUACUCCACCAGUUACUGAAAUUGUUGAAGGGAAAUCCAAUGAGAUGUCUGAUUUUGUUUUCACUGACGAAAGCCAGGAUGCUCCGUCAAGUCGACAACUUCCAACUCCAGCUUCUAGUAGUCCUGUUUCAGCUGUACGUAUAGAAAUUAAAAAAGAUGAACAUAAGUCAUCAAGUAAGUCGUUAGAGGUACAGGAUGGAGCUAAAUACCUGACUAUGCCAGAUGUGUUGAAAGAUAAAUUCAAGCCCCUUGAUUUUAUACCUCUUUGUACGAGAGAACAAACUGAAGAAGAAUGUAUCGUGGUAACUCCAGAGAUGGCAGAAGCAUCUAGAAGGGCCCGGGACGCGCAGAUGGAAGCGGCUAUCGAACGAAUGAAUCAGCUCCAAGAUUACUACGAGACCAAUAUAUUAGAAGUGCAGAAGACGCGAUGUGAUAUACUUGAGAAACUUUUUGUCGAUUCACAGUGGACCCAGAGUUUAACUGAUGCGUUAGAGGCUAGGGAUCUAGCUCUGACUACGGCUGAAUCGAACAAAAAUGCCUCUCUCACACGUAGGAAGCAUGAAUCGAAAACAAAAUAGACGUUUCUACGAUUAGGAGAAAUUUAGAAGAAUAUUUUAUGUUCCGAUAAGAAGAAAAUGUUGAUUUGUUUAUUUAAUAAAUUAUAAUUUUUAUGUCAAUGUUAUAUGGUAUCGUCCUAAAGACGAAUUAAUGCUGUCGGAUGAUAAACAUUCCAAGGACAUAAUGAGUCAAGCAAUGUAAAAUAUCAGAACAUUUGGAAUCGUUACGUUUAGGUAUCACUUUCUCAUUACUUUCUAAAUUGUCGCAAAAUGGAACGUUAAUUAAACAUUACUCUGUAAAAAAUAGCAUUCAAGAAUAUUAACAAUUGCUGACAAUUGCUACAUUUAAAUAAAAUGGAGUUUAAUAUUAUUAUAACAAAACUUUUUGCACUAAUGAUACGUGGACGUAGUGGCACUUAAUGGACAUCUUAUUAUGUAUUAAUUAAGCUUGAUAUUAAUAA